AUGGGUGACUCGGCCGCGGGUCCGUGCCGGGCGCCGGGCCCGGAUCCGCCGGCGGCGGCGGCGGCGGCAACGACCGCCCAGGGCAACGGGGGACCCUCAGCCCUGAGCGUCAUCAGCGAGGGCGUGGGCGAGCUGGCCCUCAUCGACGCCGAGGUGGCCCAGAAGGCCUGCGAGGAGGUGCUGGAGAAGGUGAAGCUGCUGCAUGGCGGCGGUGGUGGUGGUGGUGGUGGCACCGUGCCCAACGGCGAGGCUCGGCCGGACGAGGAGGAGGAGGAGGAGGCGGCGGCGGAGGAGGACGGGGCGGCGGCCAGCGCAGCCAGGACGGCGCGGCGGCGGCAGAAGAACAACUCGGCCAAGCAGUCGUGGCUCCUGCGGCUCUUCGAGUCGAAGCUCUUCGACAUCUCCAUGGCCAUCUCCUACCUGUACAACUCCAAGGAGCCCGGCGUGCAGGCCUACAUCGGCAACCGGCUCUUCUGCUUCCGCCACGAGGACGUGGACUUCUACCUCCCGCAGCUGCUCAACAUGUACAUCCACAUGGACGAGGACGUGGGCGACGCCAUCAAGCCCUACAUCGUGCACCGCUGCCGCCAGAGCGUCGACUUCUCGCUGCAGUGCGCGCUGCUGCUGGGGGCCUACUCGUCCGACAUGCACAUCUCCACGCAGCGCCACUCGCGGGGCACCAAGCUGCGCCGCCUCAUCCUCUCCGACGAGCUCAAGCCCAGCUCGGCCCGGCCCAGGACGCCACGGGGCUGUCGCCCUCCAAGAGGACUCACCAGAGGUCCAAGUCGGACGCCACGGCCUCCAUCAGCCUGAGCAGCAACCUGAAGCGCACGGCCAGCAACCCCAAGGUGGAGAGCGAC
Molecule: messenger RNA, 860 nt
Organism: Empidonax traillii (willow flycatcher)
Lineage: Eukaryota; Metazoa; Chordata; Aves; Passeriformes; Tyrannidae
Product: phosphatidylinositol 4-kinase beta-like
Exons: 2
Coding region: 1-813 (270 amino acids)
Source: RefSeq, a predicted model, not a curated record